This is a messenger RNA of Zootermopsis nevadensis, 1622 nucleotides long. NCBI's taxonomy places the organism in Eukaryota, Metazoa, Arthropoda, Insecta, Blattodea, Termopsidae. The record is from RefSeq and is a predicted model, not a curated record.
AAUGUAAUCGGGCAACUCUGUUCAGUUGAACUCACAGUAUCAACAGGAAAGGACGUGAGCGCCACUGCUCGGAACGUCCUGUUUACAAAAAUUACAGAAAACUGUUUUAACAUGACGACGCUGGCAAGAGAGUUCAUUUACGGUACGCUUCUGGUAACAGCGAUUCUACACAUUUCAGGAGGUAAGCCGGGCAGGGUGGUGUGUUACUUCGAGAGCUGGGCCAUCAGAAACCCGGAAGAUGGACGUUACAGUGUCAGCGACGUUCCAGGGGACCUGUGUACACACAUCUUGUACUCAUUCGUCGGUGUCAACAACGCUACAUGGGAGCUGCUGGUCCUAGAUCCAGAGAUUGAUGUGGAACAGAACGGCUACACAAACUUCACGGAUAUCAAACUAAAAUUUCCAGAACUGAAGACUUUGUUGUCUGUAGGAGGCUGGGCUGAAGGCGGUCAGAAGUACUCAGCGCUGGUAUCAAUGAAAGAGCGAAGGAAUUCUUUCGUGAAAAGUGUCGUAGAUUUCAUGCACGAAUACGGAUUUGACGGAAUAGAUCUCGACUGGGAAUACCCUGGAGCGAAGGAACGCGGAGGGAAUCCUUCUGAUAAAGACAACUUCUACUUUCUCGUUGAGGAGUUAAAAAUAGCGUUUGAUGACGAAGGAUUUGGCUGGGAGAUUUCUAUGGCUGUCCCCCUAACAAGGCGUAAGCUCCAGGAUGGAUACCACGUCCCAGGGUUGUGCAGACUUGCAGAUGCUGUACACGUGAUGGCGUACGACAUGAGAGGGAUAUGGGAUGGCUUUGCCGAUGUUCAUAGCCCCUUAUAUAGGAGACCACACGACAAAGGCGACCUAGAGAAUGUUAAUGUGAAAGAUGGACUUCAGUUGUGGGUGGACAUGGGAUGCGCUCCGGAUAAGCUUGUAGUGGGAGUCCCAUUCUAUGGGCAUACCUAUAUCCUGAAUCCUAACAGUACCAGCCACGAACCGGGAACUCCCAUUGACAGGGACGCCAAAGUUAAGGGAGGAAUGGCUUAUUACCAGAUAUGCCAGGCACUUCAAGAAAAGAACAGCCAGUGGACAGAGAAAUGGGAUGAUUUUGGAAAAUGUCCUUAUGCAUAUAAAGGAAAUUUAUGGGUCGGAUACGAAAACAGCAAAAGCAUCACGAUCAAGAUGGAUUUCAUAAAGGAGAAUGGUUACGCUGGAGCCAUGAUGUGGGCACUGGGUUCCGAUGAUUUCCGUGGACUCUGCGGUCCCAAGAACCCACUCGUUACUAUUUUACACGACAGCAUGAAGGAUUAUAUCGUCCCUGUCACCAACGUCACUUCAUCUGUCUGGGUUGAUUGGAUUUCGCCACCAAGAACCACUUCAUCCAGUAGUUCCGCAGAGUCCACAUCAACAUCCGAAUUCACAACAAUUAUAACAUAUAUGACUACCGAAUCAAAUGUAAGCUCUUCUGAUUAAAACACCUGAAAAUCCUAACACAUGUGCCCCCAUAUAAUACUGAAACAGAGGUUAAUAUUGAGAUUUGUCAUGAUUGUGUUAAUAAUAUCCUCUGUGCACGGAGGACAAAGGCAUAACAUAACUAUAUGUAAUAAAUAAUUUUAAGAAUGUUUCAAAUGUAAGCAUAUACG